This is a messenger RNA of Solanum lycopersicum (tomato), 1309 nucleotides long. Its product is annotated as ras-related protein RABA4d. Gene Ontology annotation, cellular component: endosome. Lineage: Eukaryota; Viridiplantae; Streptophyta; Magnoliopsida; Solanales; Solanaceae. The record is from RefSeq and is a predicted model, not a curated record. Gene Ontology annotation, biological process: vesicle-mediated transport. Gene Ontology annotation, molecular function: GTPase activity; GTP binding.
UUGUAUUUUCUUGUUAUACUCAAAAACGGUUAAUGGGUGACGCAGUAACCGUUGAUGUUGGCCAAGUUGUUUCUUGUCAAACAUGUUAAACCAAAAUAUUUUGACGCAAAAGUAGAAUGUUGUGAUCAUUUCUCUGAAACCCUAAUCAAGCAUCGAAUUUACCUGUUGAAUAUAUAUAAUAAAUUUGGAUAAGCGUGAAUGAUAUGCUUGAUUUGAAAUUGAUGUCAAAAUAAAAUAAUGUCAAAUUUAUAUGGAGAUUACAAUCAAAAAAUAGAUUAUGUAUUUAAGAUUGUAUUGACUGGAGAUUCUGCAGUUGGUAAAUCACAGCUUCUGGCUAGAUUUGCAAGGAAUGAAUUCAAUUUGGAUUCAAAAGCUACAAUUGGGGUCGAAUUCCAGACUAAAACUCUAAUUAUUGAUAACAGGACCGUCAAGGCACAGAUUUGGGAUACUGCUGGACAAGAAAGGUAUAGAGCAGUGACUAGUGCAUACUAUCGAGGUGCAGUUGGUGCAAUGUUAGUAUACGACUUGACAAAACGUCAAUCAUUUGAUCAUAUGGCUAGAUGGCUGGAGGAAUUAAGGGGUCAUGCAGAUAAGAACAUUGUUAUAAUGCUUAUCGGAAACAAAUGUGAUCUAGGGAGUCUUCGAGCAAUACCAAUAGAAGAUGCUCAAGAAUUUGCAGAACGGGAGAAUCUCUUCUUCAUGGAAACAUCAGCUCUUGAAUCCACCAACGUUGAGACUGCAUUUAUGAGUAUAUUAAAAGAAAUUUAUCAAAUUGUUGGCAAGAAAACUCUCAUUGCAGACGAAGGUGCAGAGUACGCAAAGUCACAAUCGCUCAAGGGAACAAGGAUCAUAGUUCCUGGACACCAUUCAGAUUCUGCUGCCCAAGGCGCUGGCUGCUGCAUCUCCUCCUGAUCUUUCCUUUUAGGUUUUUAAAAAUGUUUCUGCCAAUGCAUUCUUUGUCCAAAACAGUGCGAGAAAAUUUUUAAGCUUGUGUUUAUUGUAGGAAUAUGAAUAGAUCAUCUCACUUCUUUUCUUUACUAUUUAGCCCCUUUGGUUGAAUGACCUAUAAACAUACCAUUUUUCCCUCUCCCCUAAUUAUUAUUAUUAUCCAUUAGUAAGUUGUAUUGUUUCUGUAGGAUUGAGGAUGAUAUCCAAAAGUUAGAAGCAGCUGGACAGUGUGUAAAGAUAUGGUCAAUGGUUUUAGUAAUGACUGCAAUAUCUUGCUAGGCCACAUGUUUUGUUUAGUUUUGGUUGUAAUGAGCUGAGACAACUCUAUAAGCUGAUAUAUAUGGAAUCAUUUUCUAGACUA